Molecule: messenger RNA, 897 nt
Organism: Adineta steineri
Lineage: Eukaryota; Metazoa; Rotifera; Eurotatoria; Adinetida; Adinetidae
Source: the annotation of a GenBank genome assembly
AUGAAUAAUCGUAUAAAUCGAGAUGCAGGAUAUGUUCUUGUACAAGAUAAAAAACAGAGUAAGGGAACACAAUAUUAUUAUGAUAGUGAUGAUGAUGAUGAUAAUGAUUCACAAAUGGCAACAGUUACACGAAGAGUUAUUCGAACGAAACCAACUAAAGAACAACGUAUUAAAUAUAUUUCAACAGAUGAUCUUCAAUAUGAUCAUCGGCGACAGAGUAUAGUUGAACCAAAUAGUCGUAAACUUAAAAUGCGUCGUACAAGUAAUGGUGAUCCAGUUGUGCUUGAUGAAGAUGAUAAUGUUAUUAAAAUUAUUCGAAAUGCACGAUCACCAACACCACCACCAGUGAUUAAAAAUCGAUCGGUUAAAAUUCGUCCUCGUCAACCUCAAACACUUUAUUAUGAAACUUCAGAUGGUCAAUUCGUAACACAACCCCCAAAAAAUCAUACUAUCAUAAAACCAAGAACGGAAUUAACUUAUAGGGAUGAUGAACCAACAAAAUUAUUACGAAAAUUAAUCAUUGAUCCUAGAACAGGUGAUCAAGAAACUAUUUAUGAAAAUAAACCUCAAAAACAGCAUCGAAAAAAAUAUAUUGUUCGAAAACAAAUUAAUGAAUCACCACUUGAUUCCGAUGAUGAAGAUGGUCAACAAAUACAACCACAGUAUGUUCAAGUAGUACAACGACAACCAUUACCAAUACAAACAAUAAUAAAACAAGAAAAGCCAACAUCAAAAUAUGUAAUGAUUAGAAAAAAAGUUGAUUCAGAACCAGAUUAUGGAUUAUCAUCAUCAUCUAUUCCGACACUUAAGAAUAAUCAACGUAUUGUUUAUGAAACCCCAACAAAAAAACCAUCAGCUACAUAUGUCUAUUCAACAAGUGGAAAAUAUUACAAAUAA